Molecule: messenger RNA, 1023 nt
Organism: Rhinocladiella mackenziei CBS 650.93
Lineage: Eukaryota; Fungi; Ascomycota; Eurotiomycetes; Chaetothyriales; Herpotrichiellaceae
Exons: 2
Coding region: 1-1023 (340 amino acids)
Source: RefSeq, a predicted model, not a curated record
AUGAAGCAUAUCAAAUGCUCGGGAUCGCCAUACGAAAUCGGCCAACAGCAUGGUCAGGCUGCCAAACCGGAGGUUCAUGGUAGCAUUGCUUUCUAUUCGGCGUUUUUUAAGGAGAGAACCAAGCUCUCAUGGGCCGAAGUACGAGACGUCGCACGAGGAUUCCUGCCCUGGCUCGAAGGCUCAUACCCCGAAUAUAUCGAGGAAAUGAAGGGCGUGGCGGAUGGGGCUGGCUUGGAUGUGGAAUCGAUUGUGGCGCUCAACGUCCGCACCGAAAUUGCGUACGGGAUGCUGAGUGAUGGUUGUACCGCUCUGUCCUGGAAGACGACGGAUGCCAGCUUCCUGGCCCAGAAUUGGGACUGGAAUUUCGAGCAAACACCCAACAUAAUUUGUCUCUCAAUUGAUCAAUCGCCGAAGCCCAAGAUCCACAUGAUGACCGAGGGUGGUCUCAUUGGCAAAAUUGGUCUGAACUCGGCCGGAGUUGGCGUCACCUUGAAUGCCCUCCAAGCACCCGGUGUCUCGUACAACAAGCUCCCGUGCCAUCUGGCACUGAGAACAGUGUUGAACAGCACAUCCAGAGAGGCCGCAGCAGACGCCCUGCGAAAAUCAGGCGUGGCUUCGGCCUGUCACUUGACGAUCGCAGAUACAAAUACAGGCGGUAUUGGAUUUGAAUGCACUGCGGUAGACAUCGUGGAAAUACCCAUGGAACAAAAUGGAACUUGUACUCACUCUAACCACCUCGUCAAGCAGCACAAAGUUGACGAAACAUUGUUUCUCAAGGAUUCUCCGUUCCGAUUGGAUCGUAUCCAGGAAUUGAUGAGAGGCAUCGACACACCCUCGGUUCGAAACCUAAGCGAGAUUCUCCAGGACGAGAAGAACUACCCAACUGCUAUUUGCAGAGCUGUAGGUGAAAAAAGCACGAGUCAAACUCUGUUCUCAAUCGUCAUGGAUUUGAAAGAAGGAUAUGCCAGGGUCAAGAUGGGUCGUCCAACAGAGGGCGGGGAGGUGUUCGAGCUGAGACCGUAA